AUGGAUGAGUGGAAGGUCGAUCCAGGUCCUAAUCCGACCGCAGCGGCCUACCGACUCCUGAACGAGCGGCAGGGCAACAGAAAGGGACGAGAUUGGGGAUCACGAUGCAUGAAGAUUUGGCAGUAUUUCGACAACCCCGCAUUCCGCAUCCAACUCUUCAUCGAGACGUUAAACGAAGGUAUUCAGAGAGAGUUCGCCCGCGCACCGCAAGCUCCGCUCAUCUCUGGCCGAUGCUAUCGAACAAGCUGCUCGCUACGAAAACGUCCUAUCUCGAGAGAAGAGCCGACGAAGCCCCAGAGAGGCGGCCAUCAAUCGGAUGUCGGAGGGCCUACACCAGCUACGGGCCACCAACCUACCUAUAAGCGGAAAAGAGAAUCUUCACCAGGGCUGGGCCCUAGUUUCAUCUUCUCCGUGUUCUGCCUCAAGGACGGAACCUACCACGGCGGUUACUACAACGACAAGAAGUAG
Messenger RNA from Aspergillus nidulans FGSC A4, 468 nucleotides. RefSeq lists its product as uncharacterized. The transcript has 5 exons. The coding region runs from base 1 to 468 and encodes 155 amino acids. Lineage: Eukaryota; Fungi; Ascomycota; Eurotiomycetes; Eurotiales; Aspergillaceae. The record is from RefSeq and is a predicted model, not a curated record.